GCAGUCCGUCCGGAUUUUUGGUGCCAAGCUUGCCGAGCUGCAACGAGAGAAGGGCACGCACACCUCCAGCUUCGAGGCACCCGUAUCCAGCUCGGAGUACUCAUCGCCUUCUCCUGUGAGGUUCUCAGCUGUGGGGGCGAGCUCCUUCGAGUUCGAAAGUGGCGAGGCUUCAAGGGUGAGCAGUCUCCAAGCCGAGCUGGAGUCAGCUCUCGCCAGCAAACGCAAAGCGGACGAGGAGAACCGGCAGCUGCUGGAGCAGGCUCUGCAGGCAAGCUCUCAUGCCGAGGAACUGGUGGCUUCUGGGCAGCAGCAGCGGGACAUGCUCCAAGCAAGGCUUGAGGAAGAGUGCAUGCACUUCCGCCAGCAACAUGCCGCACACCUCCAGGCCGCAGAGGAU
Symbiodinium sp. CCMP2456 is the source of this 397-nucleotide messenger RNA. The record is from the annotation of a GenBank genome assembly. NCBI's taxonomy places the organism in Eukaryota, Dinophyceae, Suessiales, Symbiodiniaceae.